CAACACGAGACGAGGUCGCUCACCAGUACUAAUUACCCUUCAGACAGCCAUCGCCACCAACAUCCAUCAUGGCGCUCAACCCGCAGAUUACCAACCUUCUCAUCAUUCUGGCGUUCAUGCAGAUCUCGAAGAAGGUUCCUUUCGAUAACCCCGAUGUUCUCAACGGCGUGCGCGCGCUGUACAUCCUCUCCAAUGCCAUCAUUGCUGGUAUCUACCUCUACGUGCAGGCGCAGAUCAAGAAGAAGAAUGAUAUGACUGUCGUCAAGUACGUCGAGCCCGCUCCGAUGGGAUCCGGCGAGGAGCCCAAGUUUGUCGCGACCACCGUCAAGGCAUACGAUCUCCAGCAGCUCCAGGGCCUCUUCAAGGCACAGCUCAUGGGCGUCGGCAUGAUGGGCGUCAUGCACAUUUACAUGAAAUACACCAACCCGCUGCUUAUCCAGUCCAUCAUCCCCCUCAAGGGUGCCUUUGAGGGCAACCUGGUCAAGGUCCACCUCUUUGGCCAGCCCGCUACCGGCGAUCUUCAGAGGCCAUGGAAGGCGGCCGGUGGUUUCAUGGGCGCUAUGCAGGGCGGCGAAAUCAAGACGGACAAGAAGAGCAUCGAGGCUGCUGAGCGUGCUGGACGCGGUGGCGUCAAGGACGAGUAAAUGCGCUAUGUUCAGGGCUUGAAGGCACAGACACAGACUAGCGCUACCGCUUUCCAUGCUCGGU
This is a messenger RNA of Paraphaeosphaeria sporulosa, 708 nucleotides long. RefSeq names its product inorganic phosphate transporter-like protein pho88. The transcript has 3 exons. The coding region runs from base 69 to 644 and encodes 191 amino acids. Gene Ontology annotation, biological process: protein targeting to ER. NCBI's taxonomy places the organism in Eukaryota, Fungi, Ascomycota, Dothideomycetes, Pleosporales, Didymosphaeriaceae. Gene Ontology annotation, cellular component: mitochondrion; endoplasmic reticulum. The record is from RefSeq and is a predicted model, not a curated record.